This is a messenger RNA of Clupea harengus (Atlantic herring), 6657 nucleotides long. It is a transcript of the gene cep131, whose product is annotated as centrosomal protein 131. Gene Ontology annotation, biological process: regulation of centrosome duplication; intraciliary transport involved in cilium assembly; cilium assembly. Gene Ontology annotation, cellular component: centriolar satellite. The record is from RefSeq and is a predicted model, not a curated record. NCBI's taxonomy places the organism in Eukaryota, Metazoa, Chordata, Actinopteri, Clupeiformes, Clupeidae.
GGGGCGGAGUUCUUGUGUUUUCUCGUUGCCUAAGAGAAGAUGUUGUAUUGUUGGUCCAUAACUGUCUGAAAUCGCAAACGGAAAUUUGCCAUCUGACACUUAGAUUGGGACUAACACAAGACUUGAAACAGAUUAGGAGUUUUUCUCAACCUCUGGGCUAUCGGUCUGCGCAUUCUGUCACUUUGUGACAAUGCACACCACACGCAGCCCCACGUCCAUUCCCUCUGGAGGAGCAGGGGAUGCGCCAGACCUCAGCCUGACCGGCUCCCAGCUCUCUGUGACCAAGAGGCCGAGCAGUGCCUCCCCGGGCAAAUACUUCUCCCGCUCCGUGUCGGUAUCCGUGGCCAGUGAAGGAAGAGGAAAACGCAAUACACUGGGCGAUGUUGCAUUCAGUGGCUCCCGCUCCAUCAAGAACCUACGGCGCUCCAACAGCACCACCCAGGUGAACCAGCAGGCCCACGUCAGCCUCAGCGAGGAGCGCUCGGAGGACUUCCUGGCCUUGUUCGACAGCAGCUCGAGCGGCCGCCGCAAACUAGCCAGUCUCAGCAAGGCCUCCCCGGACCGAACCACCUGGAACAUUCUGGAUGACCAGCCGCGGGCGUUCCCUCUGCCCAGUAGCUCCCGAAGUGUGGGUAGCAUGGACUCCCCCACCGGCCCCAAGAAGAGGGAGCCGGGCAGCAGCGGCGUGACCCUGGCUGCCAACUUCACCGCCAACAACAGGAGUAACAAGGGUGCAGUAGGGAACUCGGUCACCACCAUCAUGCACAACAACUACUCUGAGAAGCCCCUCACGCCCAAGAGCUCCAACCAGAAGCCCUCCUUCAAUAACAUAAUCAAGGCCACAGUGCACGAUGAGAGUUCCUUGGAGAACGGUUCCCUCACUAAGUCCCAGAAGAACUUCUCCUCCUCCUCGUCGGCGUCUAACAACAACGCCCUGCGCAGCCCCUCACAGCCCCGCAGGAGGGAGGUCAGCGAGGAAGAGGCAGAGAGGUUCAUCCAGCAGGUGAACCAGGCUGUGGUCACCAUCCAGCGCUGGUACCGACGCCACAUGAGGAGACGCCAGUCCUCAGCGGUGGCCCUCAGACGGCUCCUCAUCAGCAAGAAGAAGGAGCGUGAGCAGAGACUGGAGGGAGAGAGGCCGCCGGAGAAGAGGAAAGAGGAGGACAGGAAACGCAUCAGAGAGGAGAAGGCUCGUCUGGCGCGCCUCGCGGCCAUCCAGGAGCUGCAGCAGAAGAGAGCUCAGCGUGCGGCGGAGGUGCAGCAGACGGCGGAGGAGGAGCUGGAGGCCCUGAGGCGCGCUGGGAAGGUUGGCCGAAAGAAGUCCUCCAAGAGCUCCCCGACCAAUCAGCUGCCUGGCUCACCCACCGACGCCAAAGCCAAGAACACAGAUUCAAAUGUUAACGUGGUCCCAGACCUGGAUGACAUCACAAACCUCGGGACAGUGUCGCCAGCGUUGUCUGGUCGUCGUGAUUCCCAGUGCUCUCAGGAGAUUCUGGAGAGGUCUGUGAGCAUGGAGGACCAUAGGCAGGGUGCGUCGUCGAGCCGCGCCCAGUCCAAGACCAACCUCAACGACCUGCUGGACACCAUCAAGCUCCUGGAGGAGGAACCGGAGAGCCUGUCGGAACACAAGAGCUACAGGAAGGAGAAAUACGCCUGGAUUGAUGAGGACGGGGACUCCACCUAUCUGACAGCCGACAACCUGGAACUGCACGGGCAGCUCAGCCACCCCCCAGUCCUGCCUGAUGGGGGCGCCCUUCUGUCGGAGGCCAAGCUGCAGAGCAUCAUGAGCUUCCUGGACGAGAUGGAGAAGUCAGAGCAGGAGCGCCCACGCUCCGUCACCUCCGGCUCUCAAAGAGAGGCUCUGCUGUCUGAAGAGGAGUUGGCAGGUGUGGAGCAGGCCUCUGCUACUGCUGCUGAAGUGACGGGCACCAUGAUGAGACUGAAGAUGGAUCUGGAGGAAAGGAAACGCACCGUCAACAUGCUGCAGGCUGCACUGAAUCAGCAGCGGGAGCUGACUAUCCGUCAUGUGAAGGAGACGGAGAAGGAGCUGAACCGUACCAUUCAACAGCAGAGAGAACAGUACGAGGCCACUAUCCAGAGACACCUCAGCUUUAUUGACCAGCUGAUCGAUGACAAGAAGGCGUUGAGUGAGCGCUGUGAGGGGGUGGUGGUCGAGCUCAAGCAGGUGGACCAGAAGUACACCAAGAAGAUCGCCCAGAUGCAGGAGCAGCACGAGAUGGUGUGGCAAAUACUGGGGCCCUUGUGUGAGGAGAUCAAGAAGCUGAAGGAGCUGAUGAGUGCCACGGAGAAAGUCCGCCGUGAGAAGUGGAUCGACGAAAAGACCAAGAAGAUCAAAGAGAUCACCGUCAAAGGCCUGGAGCCUGAGAUCCAGAAGCUGAUCUCGCGGCACAAGCAGGAGCUGAAGAAGCUGCGGGUGCUGCACGAGGCCGAGGUGCUGCAGGCGGACGAGCGCGCCGCCCAACGCUACGUCCGUCAGAGCGAGGAGCUGCGCCUGCAGCUGGAGAGGGAGAAGGAGGAGCAGUGUCACAGGGAGAGGGAGCUGGCCAAACAGAGGUUCGAGAAGCAGCUUCAGGAGGAGGAGACGACACUGCAGCAGCAGAAGAGGCGUUUGUAUAAGGAGGUGGCCGAGGAGAAGGAGAGGCUCACCCAGCUGGCAUCCAGGCAGCGGGCUGAACUGGAGGAGCUGAGGAAGCAACUGGAGGAUAACAGUUCCCACUCGAGCCGUGCUCUCAGAGAGGAGCUGGAGAAGAGCAGAGACGAGCAGGAGAGGAGGCACCAGAUCGAAAUAAAGGCGCUGAAAGAAAGACUGGAGAUUGAGAAACAGACUUGGGAGGAGAACUACAUGAAGAAAGAGGAAGCGUGGCUGCUGAGCAGAGAGCGCGAGCUGAAGGAGGAAGUGCGGCGGGGGCGGGACAAAGAGAUCGAACUGGCCAUUCAGAGGCUCGAGGAGGAGACGAGUGGUUCCCGCGACGAGUGUGAGAGAGCUGCUGACAACAGGGUGAAGCGUGUGCGUGAGAAGUACGAGGCAGAGCUGCGGGAGCUGGAGCACUCGGAGCGCGUGGCCCAGGAGAAGCAGCAGGAGCUCAGGAGGAGACACAACGACACGGAGGGAGAACUGCUCCGCCUGCAGACCAUAGUUAGACAGAGAGAGCAGGAGGUGCAGGACGUCACUGAGUCUCGGGACAAGCUGUCGGAGGAGCGGCGCAGGCUGGCGGAGGUGAUCCGGCAGGAGUUCGCCGAGCGGCUGGUGCAGACGGAAGAGGAGAACCGGCGGAUGAAGGUGGAGGUGGCGGAGGUGCGCGCACGCCUGCGUCUGGAGGUGGAGCGCGUCUCCAGGGAGAAGGAGGAGGAGCUGGCCGAGGUGCACCUACGAGUGAAGUCAGCUAUCCUAAAGAAGGAGGACACCGUCAACAACCUACGCAAACAGCAUGAGGCGGCGCUGAAGAGAGCUGAUCACCUGGAGGCGUUGCUGGAGCAACAGCGGAAGCAACUGCUGGGGAAAUAGCACACUGGGCGGGGCCUAUCACACAGGCCACGCCCCUCCAUUCCGUCCACCUCUCUCCUCAUUGGACGGACCAGUUCUCUCUCCCCUCAUCUGUAUCCAGUCGAAUUCAGAGAAGGAACCGAUGGAGGAAAGACACCACAGAAAUGACUUGUCCCAAUCGGGCAUUCUGCUGGGCAGAAAGGCCCACAGGGAACCCAAAGGAACUCUCUAGAACUGUAAUUUAUCGCAGUCCCACGGGAAAGACGUGUACUUUGAAAUGAGAAAUAACUUUUUUUGUGUUCUUCUCUUUCUCAUGCCUCAUUUUAAUAGUUCCCCCUUCCUCCUUUUUUUGUGUGGAUGGUCUGUCUGGUCGCUCCAGUUCUCGGUCAGAGUUCUCUAUGCAGCCACACAGAACGGGCACUCAGCCAGGAAAUGGCUCCCUUGUGUUCCCUAUUACCGCCACAGCCUCUCCUCUUCGCAGACGCGCACACACACACACAGAGACACACACUUACACGUAUGCACACAUAUGUAUGCAUACUUCUACAGAGAGCAGUUCCAGAUGUUCCCAGGCCAUCCCCUCCCCCUCCCCCACAGCCUAGGCUGAUGAAUGGUAUCAGUGCUGGGGCAGGGUGGGGGGGUUAAGUGGAGGGAACAUGGGGGAGAAAGAGUGCAGCUUGGAGGCAUGGAUUCUAAAGCCCCAACCCCCCACCUCUCCACUAGUCCUUCAAAAAAAAAACGUUAACCCUCCUGGAGCCCGCAGUGGCCUUUGUGUGGCCUUCACAAAUGCCUUUUGUUCCAGUGUCCCCCUUGAGGUUGUGGCUGUGCCUGAAUCGCAAGGAGCUGCCUGGAAGCCAGAAACCCAAGCACCCACCCACCCCCAAAGUUUAGCACAAACACACACGGCUCUGUAAACACACACGCCGUUGGCCUCCUCACUCCAUCCUCGCUCAGAAGUCUCCAGGUGCCUGUAUCUAAUGUAGGGAGUAUGGAGCCCGCAGCUGUAAAGCGAUAUGACUAACUUUAGUGGACAGACAGCUAACUAACUUAAGCGGAACGGAAUUGAACUAACAGGAGAAGUUAGAGCAUAGGGAAGAGUGAUUAGGCAGGUAGGGGAAGUGAACUAAGGUUUGGAAAGAAAGAGAUAUACAUAUAGCUCUUAGGGGUGAAACUGAAGGGAAGAAAGGAUUGUUGAAUUUGAGACAGGAGGAGAGAAGAGGGGGAUGUUUUUUGAGGGAAUACACACAGGAAGUUUUUAUAGGAUUAGGAAAGCAAAGCCUGGAGACUGAGAGCAGGGGUACUGUGAGGGGGGUUGGUGUGGGGUAGUGGGCGGUUGAGUGUGUGAAGGGUGUGUGUGUGUGGGGCGGGGGGGGGGGGGGGGGGGUUGGUGGUAUCAUGUGACCUAAGCCAGCCAUAAAGAACUUAAGGGUGCGCCACCCUCUGCAAUCUUACCCCAGCAAGCCUGUAUGAACACUGGAACAAAAAGGCAACAAGAAGAAAAUAAAGGAGGGGUGUAGGUGGCGGGGGUUUCCUGUCCGUGAUCUCUCCCGCUCUGUGACUUUUCUGUCGUCCUCUUUCUGACUUUCCAUCCAUGGGCCUUUGAAUAAAUGUAUUCUCUCCCCCUAAACAAAGCCAAUGCUGGUUCUCACUCAUAUAGAUGUUUAUUUAUGGCUCUGUGUAUCACCUUCUGUGCUUGUGCCCACCAUUUAAAUUUCUUUCUCUUUUUGUUUAACUUUUUUUUUCUUUGGCCUAAUGAAGGAAAUCGGUGUUGCAUUUCAGCCGAAAUGGCACUUAAAGGAACUGCGUCUGAACUUCUCAGAUGUAGCGGAGACCAUUGGCACAGGAAGUGAGCUUGGUUGCAGUCAGUCAACCACACACUCCACCGGGGUGUAGCACCAGGUUAGCGGUUAAAGGUGGCCCCGAACAAAAGCCGUUCAGGUGUACGUGUGUGUGUGUGUGUGUGUGUGCUCGCACACUGGCACCCUCCAACGUGAACCACACCAUCAUUGUGUUGCUCUCAACACAGUGUGGCCUAGAGGCUUUUAAAUUAUUCAUGUGCUGUGCACAAGAAAAUGUGUUGCUGUUGCUGAAUGUUCAGCUUGUCCGUUAACAAAAAAAGAAAAAAACACUACAAAAUCGAAGCUUUCAAAAUCUUCCUAGCCCAAGAGCUGUUGUGGUUGUAGGCUUUUUUUUUGUCUUUUCCUCAGACUUACCAUUUUCGAGUGGUUUCGGUUCAUCAGAUUUCCCUGAUACCUUAUUUUAGAUAAAAAUGUAUAAAAGCACAAACGUUAAGGGUGGUGUGGAAGGGUGAGACAUGAUGAUUGUUGAUGAUUGUAGCAGUCGUCUUACAACUGCAUUUGAGCACCCAAGAGAUGGUGUCUCCUUGCCACUCUCCUCAUUGGAGAGGGGGGGUGGGAGGAGGUGCCUGGAGGUGUUUUUUUCCUCUCUGAAGUUUGUCCUCCUCCCCGUCUUCCUCUUUGAUGUGGAGUGGCAAUGAGAGAAAACCUUAAUAAGCAUGGCCAAACUCUUAAUAACAAACGCACCCAGCAGAGUGCCCUCCUGGGGGGGGGGGGGGGGUGGGCUACAACCUUCCCAACCUUCUGCCGCACUUCACCAAAAUGCUUGGUGUUGGCGCUUUGUUGUAAAACCUUCAGUGGGCACAGUGGAGGAAUACUCUGGAAUGUUCCAGAGGCCUUUGCUGGCAGCUGCUCCAAGGACCUCCUCCAUUGUUGUGUUGUCCGUGAGGGCAACUGUGGUUGGCAUUUCUGAAGCGCAUGCCAGUCCCACUCGUGCCAAUGAGUUCUGCCUUUGUGUCGCUGACUGCCAUGACCCCAAAGCCAUCUUUCUUUUUUUAGCCCCGAAACACUAGCAUAUUAUUUUGACUAAUUGGAAAUAGUUGAUUGUCUUUCACGAUUUUUGUUUGUUUAUUUUUUUUAGGUAGUUUUUUUUCUACUAUUGUUUUUAUAUGAUCUGUAUUUCUUAUGUGCCCUUAUAUUUGUAGCUCUUGCCUCAGUUGUACUUGUUUUAUGAUGAUUUAAGUGAACGUUAACUGUGAUGGUUUUGAAACUGUGAAAUGAAAGAUUAUUUGAGAAUUUAAAACAAAAUAUUGAAACGUCAGUGCAGAGAAUUGAUAAUAAAAUUGUAAAUUAAAA